AUGGCUCGCAACAGCGAAAAGGCCCAGUCCAUGCUGUUCCGCUUCCGGGCGCAACAGGCAGCGGAUAUGGGAAUCAUUGAUAUCGGACGCGCUCGACGGCCGAAGGCCAUUACGAGUAUCGACUCAGUACCCACGUGCGAACGCUGGCGGGGCCAGGUCCUCAAAGAAGUCUCCCGCAAGGUGACGCGCAUCCAAGACCAAAGCCUGAGUGACUACCAAAUUCGCGAUCUCAACGACGAAAUAAACAAGCUCAUGCGGGAGAAAUGGGCCUGGGAGAUGCAAAUCCGCAAUCUGGGCGGUCCCAACUACAUGCGAGGAACGGGUCGGGUCUACGACGAUGAAGGGCGCGAGAUUCCGGGCGGCGGCAAGGGUUAUCGAUAUUUUGGCCGUGCAAAGGAAUUGCCGGGUGUGAAGGAGAUGUUUGAGGCCGCGGUUCGUCGUGCGAAGGGACCGGAGGAAGAAGAGGGAUCUGGGACUGGUCGGGGUGGAGACAUCGCGACCAAGAAGGUUGAUGCCAAUUACUUCGGAUAUGGUCUCGACGAGGAGGAUGGCACGUUGCUGGCUUAUGAGAAGCAAAAGGAGAAAGAAGCAGCUGAGAAUCUGCGCAGUCCGGGCGAUGACGAUGCCGAGGAUGGCUGGCAGUCGUUACCCGGAGAUGCGGGCGACGGGGUGGAAUGGCGACUUCCCACGUUGGAAGAGGUUCAAGAGGAACUUGUCAACCGGCGACGAGAACGGCUUCUGCAAAAGAUCUCUUGA
Molecule: messenger RNA, 756 nt
Organism: Penicillium macrosclerotiorum
Lineage: Eukaryota; Fungi; Ascomycota; Eurotiomycetes; Eurotiales; Aspergillaceae
Product: pre-mRNA-splicing factor ISY1
Exons: 2
Coding region: 1-756 (251 amino acids)
Biological process (GO): mRNA 3'-splice site recognition; generation of catalytic spliceosome for second transesterification step
Cellular component (GO): catalytic step 2 spliceosome; post-spliceosomal complex; Prp19 complex
Source: RefSeq, a predicted model, not a curated record